This is a messenger RNA of Colius striatus (speckled mousebird), 1392 nucleotides long. RefSeq names its product centromere protein K (gene CENPK). The transcript has 10 exons. Lineage: Eukaryota; Metazoa; Chordata; Aves; Coliiformes; Coliidae. The coding region runs from base 1 to 948 and encodes 315 amino acids. Gene Ontology annotation, biological process: kinetochore assembly; mitotic sister chromatid segregation. Gene Ontology annotation, cellular component: nucleus. The record is from RefSeq and is a predicted model, not a curated record.
AUGCUGCCCAACGCCACUUCUCCGCGACAGGCGCCGUCCCCGCCGCACCCCGUGCCGGGCGCUUCCAGUGUGACGCGGCGGGACGCAGCCAGUGAGCGCGGAGCGCGCGCAACGGAAGGCGCGGGUGCGGCGGGCCGAGCGGAGCGCGGAGCCACCAUGACUGAAUACUUACCAGAAAUCGCCAUUGGCAACGAAGGACUCUUGGAUGAAUGUGAGAGUGUUUGGAAGCAGAUGGAAGAGUGUCAGACAAAGCUAAUGCUUCUCAGAACAGAAAUGCCGGUAAAAUCGCAUUCCCAGCUUUCCUUGUUAAUGAUGCAAGGGAAAGCUUUAGCAGCGGAAUGUAGUCAAUGGCAAAAAAGAAGUCCUGAAGUGGUUUCUACCGACUCAGAAGUACUGUUAGCAUUAGGAAAAGAAGAGUUGCAGAAAGUAAAGAAUGAACUUGAAAUGAUGCUGUCAACAGUUCAGUCAAAGACUAGAAAAUUGGACGAAGAUCUGAAAAGAGAACAGCAGUGGUAUGAUGAACAGAAGCAGAUACUAGAUGUUCUUAAUGAAAAGGAGUCAAAAACCCAAGAUGAACAACUUUCCAAAAAAAGUCUGAAUGCUAGAACAUUCUGUGAACUGCAAAAUAACAUCUUGAAGAUAAAGAUGUAUAAGGAAGAGCUCUUGAGUUCUCUGGGUGGAUUCCUAGAAGAACAUUUUCCCCAUCCAGAGAAAGGUGGAAGUGGUAAGAAGGAGGACUCUUCAGAAGACCCAGCUGUAAAACUGAUAACACUGCAUGAAAUUCUAGAGAUUCUUAUAAAUGAAGCAGUGACCACACCACAUGAACCCUAUGUAACAAUCAAUGAUUCAUUUUGGCCACCUUAUAUCGAGCUGCUGCUGCGAAGUGGAAUUGCCCUGAGACAUCCAGAAGAUCCAAACAGAAUGCGCCUAGAAGCUUUUCAUAUGUAGUGUGACCUGCAUGGUAAAGCACCAGUAACCAUCUUGUGAGACAAGAUGGUUUAUGUUAUAUGAGGUUUUUUUUAAUAUCAUCAAUCUCUUCUCAUUGGUUGAUUUUAUAUUUUGUCUUGGUUAGUAAAAUGUGUGUUUUUUGUGAAAUAUGAAAAAAGACAAAAAGCUAUACUUUUAACUUCUCGGUUACAUUUAGCUCCUGGUUGUAUGGCAACUGAUGCUUAUAUUUGCAUUGUGGUGGGCUUCUCAGCCACUUUAAUUUAAAGAUACAAAUGCAGGUAAUAGACAAAGUGAAGAUGUUUAGCAGUCCUUUUUAUUUUAAAAAGUAUACUUUAUACAUGGAUUUUCUUCUAUGUUAAUUUCUUAGAUUGUUUUAACUUGCCUAAAUUUCCUUUUUGCCUCUGCACUGCAGAGGCAUCACAGAGGCAAAACUUUCAACAACUC